This is a messenger RNA of Mesocricetus auratus (golden hamster), 981 nucleotides long. It is a transcript of the gene Gng4, whose product is annotated as G protein subunit gamma 4. Gene Ontology annotation, biological process: G protein-coupled receptor signaling pathway. The record is from RefSeq and is a predicted model, not a curated record. Gene Ontology annotation, cellular component: heterotrimeric G-protein complex. The transcript is spliced from 5 exons. Gene Ontology annotation, molecular function: G-protein beta-subunit binding. NCBI's taxonomy places the organism in Eukaryota, Metazoa, Chordata, Mammalia, Rodentia, Cricetidae. The coding region runs from base 498 to 725 and encodes 75 amino acids.
UGCUGCGGAGUGGGUGCUCCGGGGUGGGUGCGGCCAGCGUGGCGCAGCAGGCUAGGGUUGGGGGUCACCGCCUUGCACUCUGUGGGCCCGCUGCGCAGACCCGGAACCCCGCGUGCGGGUGGCUUUGAUGUGACUUGGGUUCCGCGCCGCGCCCCCUUCCUCCCCAGACGCGCACAGUCUUCUGUGGCCCGGGACCCCGCGGGCAGCGUUUGCACCGAGCUCGAGGCGCGCGAUGCCACUUGGCCUGGCUUCCCCCCUCGAGCGCCGUGCGGAGGAACCAGCCCGCGUCUGAGCGGCACCGGCUGCGGAGAACCCUGAAUCGACCUGUCUUCCAACAGCUAACUGCUACUGCCACCAGUAUCCCCUGCCUAGACCUGUCCCUGGACCACCUCUCAGCAGUCCAUUUCUUCUUACUCGUUUGGGUCUUGGAGAAGCAGCUAGUGGACUCCGAAAAGUGUCAAUCAAGAGGAGCCUAAAAGACCUCUGGGGAGCACAGAAUGAAGGAAGGCAUGUCUAACAACAGCACCACCAGCAUCUCCCAGGCCAGGAAAGCUGUGGAGCAACUGAAGAUGGAAGCCGGCAUGGACAGAGUGAAGGUCUCCCAGGCAGCCUCAGACCUCCUGGCCUACUGUGAAGCCCAUGUGCGGGAGGACCCCCUCAUCAUCCCGGUGCCUGCCUCGGAAAACCCCUUCCGGGAGAAGAAGUUCUUCUGCACCAUUCUCUAACACCCGUGGUGACCAAACGGGCCCUUUCCUGCUGUAAAAGUCCCGAGUAGAGACCGCGCACGCUCCCAUGUAGAGGCAUGCCUCCCAAACACACCCCAUCCCUAUCCAGCCACUCGUGAUCUGGGCUCACCUUGGUUUACUAUAUUUUCUUCACGACACUAUUUCUUCUUCUUCUUCUUCUUCUUCUUCUUCUUCUUCUUCUUCUUCUUCUUCUUCUUCUUCUUCUUCUUCUUCUUCUUCUUCUUCUUCUUCUUCU